AUGGACGAAUCUUGGCGUAUGAAGAUGGGUUUAAGCGUUGAUCCAUUCUUCUCCAUUGCUCGUAAAUCAAUGGAUGCUCGUAUCGACGCGGAAGACUUCGCUGAUGUUUUCGGCGGUCCGCCGCGAAGCGUUCUCACCCGAAAAUUUUCCGGCGACUUCUCUCGUUCCGACUGUUUCUACGACGAGAUUUUUCAGCCUCCGGGAACUUUCUCCUCCGGCGGCUCUCUUGCGUCUUCUAAAUCUCACGGAAGAAACUUACCGGCAUUCAGAAUUCCGUCCGGCGGGGAAGGAUUUUACGACGGCGUGUUUGGUGGUCGCGGCGGUUCUGCGAAGGAAGGAUCGAAAAAACAGAGCUCGAUGACGAAACCAAGAUCGAAUUCAUCGUCGAUGCUCUCUUCCGAGGAGGCCAGUCCUCACUAUCCUCCACCAGCGGCAGCUUCCGGCGACGACUCCGGAUUCUCUUCUUUCACUUCUAGACUUAGACCGUUAAACGUCCCGUCGAGAAGUCAUAAACGAGAGUCAAAGAAACAGAGUUUCUCGGCGGUUCCAAAAGCAAAAGAUUCAUUUUCCGGCCAAAAUAACACACCGGAAAAAGCUGAUUUCUACUACAAAAAAACACAUUUCGGCGGAUCAAGAAGAGCCUCGCCAGAAACCAUAAGCUUGGAUCCGAAUUCCUUCAGAAGAAUGGAUGACUACGGACCAAGCUCCCCUGCAUCUUCCCCUGUUUCUUCCUUCAUCUGCGAAGAAGAAGACGACAACACUCAUGCUAAACAGAGAACAAACAGAGACUGUAAAGUCGAAGAGGUAGUAGUAGAAGAUGAAGAAGACGAAGAAGAAGAAGAGAUGAGCUCUUACGUCAUCGAGAUAAACUCAGAUCGAUUCGACCGAUACAGAGAAGAAGGAGGAGGAGGAGGAGGAAAUUCAGAUUCAAACGACAUGGAUGAAGCAAUAGCUUGGGCUAAAGAAAGAUCUCAAAGACCAGAAGCAAAGCAAACAGAAGAAGAUGUAAUCGAUUCGAGAAGAAGUGAAGAAGAACCCAAAUCAGAAGAAGAGAUGGAGAUGGAGAUGAAAGAUGAAGAGAUAAGAAUCUGGUUAACCGGAAAAGAGACAAACAUUAGACUUCUCCUCUCAACUUUACAUCAUGUUCUUUGGUCAAAUAGCAAUUGGGAUUCGAUUCCUUUAGCAAAUCUUCGAGAUGGAUCACAAGUGAAGAAAGCUUAUCAAAGAGCUCGGCUUUGUUUACAUCCAGAUAAGCUACAACAAAGAGGAGGAACUUCACCGAUUCAAAAAUCUGUCGCGAGUAGAGUUUUCGCCAUUCUUCAGGUACUAAACCAAUAUCGGUUCAACUUGUAAGCUUCGUUUUUAAUGUUCUAGUCAUUAACUCUUAAGACUUGACUUGUGGAAAUUGUAGGAAGCAUGGGCUGUGUACGUAACAAAUGAAGGACUCUCGAGCUAAACCGGAAUCCGCAAACUACAUUCUUUUGGUUUAUAUUAAACCAGAAGAAUCGGUUUAUAAUCAUGUAAGAAGAAUAAGAGCAAAGUUAAAGGAAAAGUUUGUUUGUUUUUUUGUAAAAGACUAAAAGUCAUAUGAACAUUCCCAUGUGUUGCCUUUGUAUAUUCCAUUGUCAAUGUUCUUAUAUACAGAAAACAACAAAAUGCUGGAAAACUACUUUAAGAACAAAUUAAUCCGUGAAUCAAA
Messenger RNA from Arabidopsis thaliana (thale cress), 1699 nucleotides. Its product is annotated as Chaperone DnaJ-domain superfamily protein. The transcript has 4 exons. The record is from RefSeq and is marked reviewed. The coding region runs from base 1 to 1353 and encodes 450 amino acids. Lineage: Eukaryota; Viridiplantae; Streptophyta; Magnoliopsida; Brassicales; Brassicaceae.